AUGUUCUAUCAGAGACAGAAUUAUCAAGCAGAGAUAAGGUUGGUCCAUUUUUUUUUGUUACAAAUAUUUUGGGAUGUGGUCCUGAGUCAGCUGCAUUAUAUCAUUCCCGAGGAAUCCAAGCAUGGCACCUUUGUUGGAAGAAUUGCUCAGGAUCUUGGACUGGAUAUAGGUGAGAUCAAUUCUAGAAUGUUACAUAUUGUCUCUAGAAAUGAGAAGGAAUAUUUCCAGGUUAAUCUACAGAAUGGAAUCUUGUUUGUUAAAGACACAAUAGACAGGGAGUCAUUGUGUCCAAAUACACCCUUCUGUAUUAUUCCUUUGCAGGUUAUUAUAGAUAAGCCUGUCCAGAUGUAUCGUAUAGAGGUAGAAAUAGAAGAUAUAAAUGACAAUAGUCCAAUAUUCCCCUCUAGUGUGACUAAUCUUGUCAUAUCAGAAAUAAAGCCUGCAGGUUCUCAUUUCCCAUUGAUGGUAGCUGGUGAUCCAGAUCUUGGAACAAAUUCUGUAACAAACUAUGAGCUCAGUGCAAAUGAAUAUUUUGCUUUGGAAUUCCAAAAAUAUAUAAAUCAAAUCAAGUCAUUAGAGCUUGUGCUUAAAAAAAAUUUAGACAGAGAAAAGCAGUCUGUUCAUAACCUGAUCCUUACAGCUUAUGAUGGAGGCAAACCAAGAAUGAGCAGCACUACACAUAUUCUUGUUAAUGUGGAAGAUGUCAAUGAUAAUGCUCCUGUCUUUGACCAGCCAUUUUACCAGUGUGGUAUUGAUGAAAAUGCUAUAGAAGGAAUGUUAGUGUUCAAGCUAAAUGCUACUGAUCUGGAUGAAGGGAAAAAUGGAGAAAUACUGUACAAAUUUAGUAAUAUGGUUUCAGAGGAGACAAAGGAAGCAUUUAACUUAGAGAAAUAUGCAGGAGAAAUAAGAGUGAAAGGCAAAUUGGAUUUUGAGACUGUUAAUAUGUAUGAAAUUCAAGUUGAAGCUAUUGAUCAUGGAGAUUUCCAGCUAAUUGGACAUUGUAAGGUUCUAGUGACUGUUGUUGAUGUCAAUGACAACCCUCCUGAGAUGACAGUGACAUCAUUAUCGGUUCCUGUUCCUGAAAAUUCUCCUCAGGGGACAACGGUUGCCAUCAUCAGUGUUCAUGAUAAAGAUUCAGGAUCAAAUGGAAAAGUCAAUUGCUAUAUUUCUGAGCCUUCACCAUUUAAAAUAAAUCCAGCUUUCAUGAGUGAUUUUUCUUUGACGGUAAAUGAACCAUUGGACCGAGAAGUGAAAGAUGACUAUGAAAUCACAAUUAGUGCAAGAGAUGAAGGUUUCCCUUCCCUUUCUACUUCAAAAACUCUGAAGAUUCAUAUAAGUGAUACUAAUGACAAUGCUCCAAGAUUUGUCCAGUCAGUAGACACAAUAUUCAUUAAGGAGAACAACCCACCAGGGUCUCAUAUAUAUACAGCAUCAGCCUAUGACCCAGAUAUUGGACAGAAUUCUUUCAUUACUUACUCAAUUAGACAGCAGACAAUUGAUGGGAUUCCCAUUUCCUCUUACAUUUCCAUUAAUCCAGAAAAUGGGAAGGUUUUUGCUUUAGUUUCAUUUGACCAUGAGCAGAUUGCAUAUUUCCAAUGUCAUAUAGAAGCCACUGAUGCUGGCCUACAAGCUCUAAGCUCUAACCUUACUCUAAACAUUUUCAUUGAGGAUAUUAAUGAUAAUACUCCUACAUUCACCCCACUUCAUUCUGAACUAACAAUUAAAACUUCUAGGUCAGCAAAACCUGGACACCUGAUAACUAAAGUGAAAGCUGUAGAUUUGGAUUCUGGAUACAAUGCUUGGACAUUUUAUAAAUUAAAGGACCUUGGAGGUUCUGGAAAAUCUCCUUUUACCAUAGCACAUCAAACUGGGGAAAUUACUUUAAAAAGGUCAUUGUCAGAUUCAGACAAUGAUGAGUAUAAAUUGUAUAUAAUAGCCCAGGAUCAUGGAGAACCAUUCAUGACAGCAGAGACUCAAAUUAUCAUAUCUGUGGUGGAGCCUGGAGAAGAAUUAAAAUUUGAUAAUAAAGAGACCAAAGUGACUUUUGAAGUGUUUUCAGAUGAAAAUAUUUACUUGGUUGUUGCAAUCUGCAUCAUAUCAAGUAUUUUUCUAAUUACUUUAAUUGUGUUUAGUGUGUUAAGAUGUCAAAAGUACAGAGAUGAGGUCAAUGAGCUGAAAGAAAAUUACAAGAGCUGCACUAACACUGGAGGGAGCUGGAUGUAUUCUCAGCACACUCAAUAUCAAAUAAGCUCCAAUUCAUUGCGACCUAAAAGUGACUUGAUUGUCUUUACUCCAAAUAACUUUCAAACACCAGGGAAUGAAGAGCAAGUCAAUCCACAAGGGGUCAUGUUACAAUCCUCUUAUAAGCAAAACAAUAUUAAUAUGGAAAUUGAUAGACUGGACAAUCAUCUGGAGUCUGUUACUAACAAACUUAACACUUACGCUAAAAAUAGUUUUAAGAGCAUACUCCACUUUGAAAUAACACGUAACAUUGUCUUUGAUGGAAAGGGUGUUAAACCAGAAAAAAGCUAG
Bufo gargarizans (Asiatic toad) is the source of this 2532-nucleotide messenger RNA. Its product is annotated as protocadherin alpha-4-like. The record is from RefSeq and is a predicted model, not a curated record. Gene Ontology annotation, cellular component: plasma membrane. Gene Ontology annotation, biological process: homophilic cell-cell adhesion. The transcript is spliced from 3 exons. The coding region runs from base 1 to 2532 and encodes 843 amino acids. NCBI's taxonomy places the organism in Eukaryota, Metazoa, Chordata, Amphibia, Anura, Bufonidae. Gene Ontology annotation, molecular function: calcium ion binding.